Macrobrachium nipponense is the source of this 1767-nucleotide messenger RNA. RefSeq lists its product as uncharacterized. The transcript is spliced from 3 exons. The record is from RefSeq and is a predicted model, not a curated record. Bases 207 to 575 code for a protein of 122 amino acids. NCBI's taxonomy places the organism in Eukaryota, Metazoa, Arthropoda, Malacostraca, Decapoda, Palaemonidae.
GAAAUGCUAUUGAAGUAGGUUGCAUCUCUCGGAAUAACAUUGAAUCCUUUUAAAAAGGGAAACUGUUUCAUGAUAGUUUGUUUUGAUCUUUGAUGUUGUAUACUGUUAUCUCUUCAAAGGGAAAACACUUGAAAAACAGGCGAGGAUACCAAUGACUGAGAAAUACAAGUGGCGUACAUUUUAGGCUGACUGAAACAAAGGAUACCAUGUCUGAGGAGGCAGAAGAUUUAGCUUCCAUAAAGCGACAGCAAGCAGAAACUCGUCUGAGGCUCAACUUGGCAAAUAGACACAUUAGUACUUUAUACUCUCAGGUGCAAGAUCUAGAAGUGCAAUUCAAAACUGCAAUUAGACAUAAAAAACAUUCUGCAAGGUAUAAUUUGAGACAGAAAUUGGCAGUUAUAAUGGGUUUAAAAAUUGUGUAUUUGAACUACUGUUCUGCCAAGUCCCAAGAGUUGGAACAGCUGAAGGAAAAAAUUCAGGCUCUCAGUGGACGAGAUGAGGAAGCUAUGGACACUGAUGCCAAUGAAGAGGCUAAUUUAGGCAUUAUAGACAUGCCAAAUGUGGGGGAGCAUUGAAUAUUUUCUAGUAUGGUGAUCAUUGUGCUUGUCUUUUGGAAAAAAAAUCAGUAUUUUGAUUUCUAAGGAUUCUGUAAAGUAUGAGGUGAAGGUAUAAUAUUGAUCUUUAUAAUAUUUUGAAAACUUAGUGCUAGUAUAUAGACCAGACUUUUGUAAAGACCAUGGCAGAUUCAGAUAGUGAAUAUGAGGAGGAAGAAACCCUCAUUGCUGUAGAGUUGCAUGGUGUCAUAGACUCAGAAAUUUUCGCACAAGAUUCUUUCAACAAGUUUAAAAUUCUAGCUAUAGACUCUGAAAACCCUAUUUUACAAGUUGAGAACUUUGUUUUCACUGGAGGGUAUGAACAUGCAAUGGGGACAAAUGUCUUCUUUGAAGAAGAUGAUAAGAAGGUAAAGAAGUGUGACCCAGUGUUUUGCAAGAAACCAGCACGCAUGUUGAAAUAUGUAUGUAAAACUAGCAAGAAACUAAAUAUGAAGCGUGUGUUUGUUUCUGAAAAGGCCUCCGGAGAAGACAGCAACAUGCCUAGCACCAGUGAAAGUGAAACAUCAGCAGUUCCUGGUAGUAGUACUUCCAGCGUUUCAGAAAUUGAAAACAAUCCUCAAUCAGAGCAUAAUACUCAAUAACAUUAGUUGAAAGUGGUGAUGGGCUAUUUAUAUAAUUUUAAUUAUGUUAGCAAGGUUUUCUUUGUUUUAUUUCAGAGUGGAAGAUUUUUAUAAUGUAUUUUGGAGGUUUACAAGAUUAAAAUUACUCUGGUUAUGUUCUGUUAUUAUGUGCAAUUAUAAAUAGAACUAAUAUUGCUAAAAUUUUAUUAGCCUGUCUGUUGUAAUUCAUAAGCAGGGUACUUCUUUUAUGAAAAUUUUCUUACUGGACACAUCUGCUUUUUGUUUUACCAUGUAGAUACUAGUAAGUCUGGUUAUGGAUUAAUUACCAAUUACAGUAUAUAUAUAUUUAAGGAUCAGGUAAGAUAUUGCAGUUGAAAAUUUGUCUUUAUUGGUAAAACCUCUUAAUUGCUGUAUAUAGGCUUAUUAAACAACAGGUAUUUGUAUUGCUCUCAUUGCAUCAAGGUAAAGCACUCCAAUAGAUAAGUGUUAAAUUUUCAAGGUAUGCAAAAUUAAGUGCUUUAUUUUUACUCAAUCAUUCAUUAUCAUUGUAGUAAAUACUGUACAAGUAAUUUUAUUAAAAUGGUUCUCAGAUA